Closterium sp. Naga37s-1 is the source of this 1917-nucleotide messenger RNA. The record is from the annotation of a GenBank genome assembly. NCBI's taxonomy places the organism in Eukaryota, Viridiplantae, Streptophyta, Zygnematophyceae, Desmidiales, Closteriaceae.
AUGGGCGACGAGGGUUGCGACGACGCGGGAGCGUCGCUGCUGUCGCAUGAGAGCGAGCCGGAGUGGGCGCAAGUGGCGGGCAUGGCGAGCGACCUCGUCGUCACCAUCGGCCAGCGCGCCUUCCACGUGCACCAGUACCCGCUGUACGCGUUACUAGCCUUCCACGUGCACCAGUACCCGCUCUUCUCCCUAUCAACGGUGAUCGCCAACGCGGCAGCAGCAGCGGGCGAGGGCACGGGCCCCAUGCAAGCGGACCUCUCGUUCCUCCCUGGCGGCGCGCUCUCCUUCGUCCCCAUCGCCUGCUACUGCUACGGCCGCCCCUGCCGCCUCUCGCCCCACUCCGUGCUGCUCGUGCGCUCCGCAGCAUCGCUGCUGGAGAUGAACGCGUGUGGGCCCAGCCACGCACUGCCGUUGCCACAGCUGGCAUCGCAGCGACUACAGCACUUCCUGCAGCAGUGGCCGCACUGCCUGCAUGUGCUCUCAUCCUGCAGCGCCCUGCCACCCUCCAACGACGCCAGGGCUGCUCGGGCUGCAGCUGCUGACGCUGCUGCCUCUCUGCUCAUUGCUCGAAGCAAAGCUCCACACGAAGCAUCAAAGAAAGCAGCAGGCGGCGAAGCAGGCGGGGCAGCAGGUGGGGCAGCAGAGCAGCAGGGCGAUUUGAUGAAGCUGGCUCUGAGGGACUUCUGCCUCGUGCUCAUCAGCAGGCCCUGCAGCACCUCUCGCACCUCCUCCCCGACCCCGCCGCCCUACCUCUCUCUACCAACUUGCUCUUCCACCUGCUCUCAGGCUAACACAACCCCCCCACUUUCUUCCUCUCUCUGUCUCUCGCCCCCCUUCCCGCCCUCCCCUCAACACACCAACAGGCAGGCCCUGCAGCAUCUCUCGCGUCUCCUCCCCGACCCCGCCACUCUGCCUCUCUCCACCCACCUGCUCUUCCACCUGCUGGCAGACGCCUGCCUCUGCGCCAUGCCACGCUCCUCCCUGCUCUUCCUCUUCCGAGCUGCCGCACACCGCCUCACGAGGGAUGUGGAGGUGGAGAAACAUCUGCUGCCCCUCCCCAUCCCCUAUGUCCAUGCGAUAGUAACGGAAUUCGUAGCAGCUCAGGAGGGGCGGCCUCCAGCCCAGUCCCAGAGGGACCUCACCAGAGCAGCAGCGCUCAUUGAUGAAUUCUUGGCAUGCCGGUGCCAAGCCAUGGGCCAACCGAUGCAUGCCACUGCCGCUGCUGGUAGCAGCAGCGGCAGCAGCAGUGGCAGUGGCAGCACAGUAAGUAGUGGCAGAAGCGCUAGUAGCACAAUCACAAGCAGCAACACGGAUAGCAGCAGCAGCAGCAGCAGCAGCGGUGGGGGCGGCGGUGGCAGCAGCAGCAGCAAAGUCGGAGCAAGAGUGAGUGUGGGCGAUUUCAAGCGGCUUGUACGAUCCUUCUCUCCCCACGCACGGCCCAGCCACGACGCCCUGUGGGGAGCCGUGAGCGCGUUUGCAGCGAGCGGCGAGGAGGAAGGGGACGUGCUGAGCGUGGGUGAGCUGAUCCACGUGGAGCGCAUGUCCACGGCCGUGCAGGACGAGGCUAUUGCAUGCGUCCACACACCGCUUGCUUUCACCGUGCGCGUGCUCUGUGCCCAGAAUCAGGCGCUAAAGACAGGGUCACAGGGGUGGAUGGAUGAGAUCAGCAGCCUCAGAGCACAGCUGCAGCAAGCACAUGAGGAGGCAGAAGCAGAGAGAACCAAGCGGCGUGCAGCAGAGCAGCAGGUGGAGGUGGAGAGGGCAGCAGGGCGGCAGGCGCAGGAGGCGAUGCUGAGCAAGGUGCGCGAGCUGGUGGACGAGGUGCGGGGGCUCACAACCCACAACUCCGACCUGCGGCAGAACCUCGCCAUCCUGCAGGCGACUGUCAAGAAAAAAACACUGUUUCUGAAGAAGUAG